Molecule: messenger RNA, 364 nt
Organism: Teleopsis dalmanni
Lineage: Eukaryota; Metazoa; Arthropoda; Insecta; Diptera; Diopsidae
Product: sperm surface protein Sp17-like
Exons: 2
Coding region: 1-261 (86 amino acids)
Molecular function (GO): calmodulin binding
Source: RefSeq, a predicted model, not a curated record
AUGAGACUUGAAAAAACCAUCAUUAAAGAAUUAUGUGACGCUGCUCUUAAAAUUCAAUCAACUUUCCGUGGGCACUUGGCUCGGAAACUUGUCAAUAAGGAUGAACCAGAAGAUGUUGACAUACAGGAAAUAACUAAAAAAGUUGCUGAGGAAUUAGAUAUUGAUCUCACUGAUCCAGAGCUUAAUAAAGCAGCUACUAAGAUACAAGCAUCAUUCCGGGGCCAUAAAACCCGUAAAGAAGUACCAACUUCGGCUGAAUAAAAAUUGUAAGCCAUCCCAAUGGAUUUCCCGAAAAUGUAUAUUUUUGUGGAAAUAUAUUUGAAAGAAAUUCAAUUUAACGUGUGCGCAUAAAACAAACACACAA